Messenger RNA from Trypanosoma brucei brucei TREU927, 2730 nucleotides. RefSeq lists its product as hypothetical. Gene Ontology annotation, molecular function: protein binding; ATP hydrolysis activity; ATP binding. The coding region runs from base 1 to 2730 and encodes 909 amino acids. The transcript has a single exon. The record is from RefSeq and is a predicted model, not a curated record. Lineage: Eukaryota; Euglenozoa; Kinetoplastea; Trypanosomatida; Trypanosomatidae.
AUGUCUUCGUUGACAUGUGAGGAGCUCUACAGACGAGCUUUGGACGAUCUGACGGCAAUAUGGAGGGAAGAUGUGAAUGUUUCCAAGAUGAAGGUGAUGCCUACUGGAAGGCAGCGUUAUGACCAACUUCUGCUCUGUUGGGCCUCGCUUUACGUUCAGUACCUGCGGACGGGGCGGCGGCUGGUGAUCGUUCACGACGCACAGUUACAACCACAGAAGAGGUACGACGUGCGCACAGUACUUGAUGCAUGUAUGGCUCGAAUGCUAGAACUUCGGGCUUUGUUAUCCACAAACUGUGGUGAGUUUGUCAAACUUGAUGAGUGUAUUUUAGACUUGAAAAUGACGCCGGAUGAACUCGAAGUGCCUAUCCCCCGUUACUUUGUGGAAGACAAUGCUUCAGUUAUGCAGGAGAGGCGGCGGCAGAUCGCUUCGCUUCAACAGUACUACAAGGAAACGGAGCCGGACGCUCCCGUUACAAAGGCGCUAACAGCAUCGAGUGUUCCUCCUCAGAAAAAAAGUACUGAAGCUGCGGCAGGGAAUGUCAUGUCGAUGGAUGAGGCCCUUAUGCUACUAAAGAUUAAUGAACGUGGGCGGCAAGCGCGAGAACGGGCCAAAUUUCAACUUUCCAUGUAUGCCCAGAAGCGGCACUCGGUGGAGCUUGCCAGUGUUUACAAUCACCCGACGGGGAGGGAAAGAGCCGCUACAGUUCUGCAAAGUGCUGUGCAAGCUUACCUGACCCGAAAGCACAUCUUUUCUGACCACCAGGAGGAACUCCAACUUCUUGGAAUGGCUCCCUCCGCUGAUAGCACAAACAGGGAGGAAGCGGUACAGGCAGAGGCCCGUCUAGAUGAGCAGAAGGCACGGCAACGUAUGAACGAGGCGAACUUCAGGCAGAAGACCUUAGAGAUCGAGAGCCGCAUCAAGACGGAGGAGGGACCAAGGACAAUGGAGUUGAUGCUGAACGAAGCACUUACUCGUAUGGCUUACGCUCGGAUGGAAGGCAAGGAUGACCAGGGAAUGCUGCAAGCUGCAGAUGUUAGCGGCAGCCGUAGACUCGCAGAUUCUUCUAACCAAGCUGGAAGUUUGGCUCCCAUCAUUACUGACUCGUUCCGGUCCCCGGCGCCCAAUAUAUCUGGUACAUUCCCCUCUGCCGGAGGCACGGGAAACGAUGCUCGCAAUGCCAUGCGAAGAACUGGAAGUGUCUCAGCUCGACGGAGGGGCGAGGAGGAUGAAACCGUUCCCGCUAUGCCUCCUAGUGUUCUGUGGGAAACCAUCAGGGCUGAGGACGAGCGCUACAGCUCAUUGUGGAAACCUCGGUUUGAACAAACAUAUGUUAGAGAGGUAGAUUUAGAGCAAUCUGCGGACCUGGUCCUGCUUCGACAGCAACUACUGGAAGGGCCUCGUGGAGUCAUGGAAGAACUGCGACAUGUUGUUGACGAACUUAUCUUGAUGGAGGUGGAAAAUCUGAAGAAGCGCCUGGAGCAGGAGCGACGCAGUGGCAAAAGGAAGGGAGCAAAGAAAAAGAAAGGUCCCCGAAAGCCACGCGCACCAAAGUUGAAGGAUCCGACGAAGGGCUCAACGGUAGAAACACUCAUGAAUACUGCAGUGCACCAGAAUGUAUUGAAAUUACCUGACUCGGAGGUAGUCUUGAGUGGUUACUUGGGGUGUGUUGCUGUGCACGAGUCUCCACUAGACGCUCUACUCCGCGCUCAGAAGCCGGACGACGACAUGAGGAAGAAGUGGCAGAGAAUCCUCAACAACUGGGAUGCUAACGUGGAGAAAGUAAUGAAAAUGAAGAAAGAUGCUUUUCAAAAGGUCUUCGACAAAUACCUACAGCAGUCUACAUGGCUUGCUGAGCCCACAGCGGCUCACGUCCGGCAGUCGGUAACUGAGUAUGCGAUACUACCACUUGGCUCCCAGGUUAUCCAUGACUUAGCGCCUAGUAGUAAAACGUUGCUACUCUACGGUUUUCAUGGGACUGGAAAGACCCACCUGGUGCACGCCGUUUGUAACCAUAGCGGCGCGAACUUCUUUGAUUUGUCACCAGCUAACUUUGAGACAGACACGGGUUUAGCGGGUAUCAUUCAAACCGUAUUUUACCUCGCGAAGGUGAUGGCUCCGUCAGUCAUUUACAUUGACAACGUCGAAAAGCUGUUUUUGCGUAAAAAGAGAAAAGGACCAAAGGAUCCACUUAUGAAACGCGGCAGAAAAAUGAAGAAAGAGGUACUUAAGGGCAUUGCUAGCAUUUCGCCAACUGAUCGGGUUAUAGUCAUUGGUUGUACUUGUGCACCAUACGAUGCGGAGUUUAAUGCAAUGGUAAACAAUUUUGCCCACAUGGUGUACUGUGGUUGCCCAGACUAUGCCUCACGUGUUGUUGUUCUGCAGGAAUUAGCGGGUAGUCACACUGGUGAUGUCUGGUCACUCAAGCCGGAGCACUAUCACGAGUUGGCGCUCCUCACAGAAGGAUUCACAUGCGGCGAUAUAAGUGCAGUGUUUGAGGAAGUGCUCACCAAACGCCGCCUAAGGCGCAUAGAACAGAGGCCACUUACGGCUGACGACUUUCUUUCCGCCGUUGCUCGUGCGAAACCGCCAUCUGUAGAAGAUCGAGCGCUGAUGAAAGAAUUUACUGCGCGUCUUCCAUUACAUUUACGUCGUGUUAACCCCAUUGCAGAUAUCCCUCUGCCAGAGAAGGAAACAGCGGCUAAGAAGAGACCCAAGAAGAAGGAAUAA